Molecule: messenger RNA, 570 nt
Organism: Penicillium canescens
Lineage: Eukaryota; Fungi; Ascomycota; Eurotiomycetes; Eurotiales; Aspergillaceae
Exons: 2
Coding region: 1-570 (189 amino acids)
Biological process (GO): transmembrane transport; carbohydrate transport
Cellular component (GO): membrane
Molecular function (GO): carbohydrate:proton symporter activity
Source: RefSeq, a predicted model, not a curated record
AUGGAGUUUCGAACACUACGAGGAGACUCCCUCGGGGUCGCCAUCAGCGGCGCCUCCGGCGCUGCCUUCCUGCUGUUUGGAUACGACACAGGCGUCUUCGCAGGCAUCAUCAACGCGAAUUCCUUCCGUUCGCAAUUCGGAUAUCCCUCUUCCUCCAUGACCGGCACCAUCGUCGCUGUGUACAACCUGGGUUGUUUCCUUGGGUAUAUGAUCGCGUCACAGUUUGGACGGAUAAUGGGUAGAUGCCUAACGAUUAUCGUGUCGCAGUGGAUUUGUAUCCUGGGGACCAUCCUGCAGUGUACUGCGUUUACGAUUCCGCAUCUCAUCGUGGGGAGAGUGGGGACGUGUGUAGCGACGGGGAUGGCGACCUCGUCUCGGAGACGUGUAAAGCAAACCAACGCGGCGCUCUUGAUGCAUUUCAACUCGCCAUCGUCAGUGGCGGGAUUCUCAUCACCUACUGGCUUGACUACGGCAUGCUCUGUGCGACUGGACAGGUCGUCUGGCGCUUUCCACUUCCUGCCCGAAUUCCCGCGAUUGCUUUACGACAAGGGCCGGAUCACCGAAGAGUAG